AAAAUCCAGGAGCGGAAGAAUAUGUUAAUAUCCGCCGAAGGAGAUUCCUCAUACAGCAGGAAUAUAAAUGGACAGGAGAAAUCGUUUUUGGUUAUUGUUUAUCCCUCAGUUUCCUUAUUACAUGUUUCUUGUGAAGAAAUCCGUUUUUUGAUUCUAUGAAUCCCCCAAAUUUGAUCUAGAAACUUCUGAACCCUCUGUUUUCAAUCUUUUCCCCCUCCCAACAAAACCCUAUUCUUUGUUGUUUAUCCCUCAUCAAUGAAGAAAUUCCGUGUUUUUUGCACAGACCCGGAUGCUACAGACUCAUCGUCUUGCGACGAAGACGAUCAAAUCGGCGAAAAACCCACAAAAAGGAAGCGUUUUUUGCGCGAAAUUACUCUUUCCGCCGCCGAAGAGGCGCCGAAAGAACCUAUUUUACAUGUUACUCCGGCGGAAGAAACUCCGGGAAAUGCGGUGAAGUACCCGGGAGUUCGACGGAGAAAGUGGGGAAAGUAUGCAUCUGAGAUUCGUCACCCAAUUAAUAAGGUUGAGGGAAUUGGUGAAAAAGUGGAUGAAAUUGUGGAAUUGCCUGAUGGGGUCAGGAAGGUUAAGUCAGGGAAAUGGGGAGCUAGAAUUCGGCACCCGAAAACAAGUGAUUGGAUUUGGUUGGGGAGAUUUGAUAGUGCUGAAGAGGCUGUUAGGGUUUAUAAGGAGAAAGAAGGUGAAUUUGAGGGGAGGUUUAAGAAUGAGAAAGAAGAUGACGUUGAUGAUUUUGAGGGAAGGAAGUUGGGGUGUAGUGUUAGGGAGUUGGGAUAUAGGAGGUGGGAAGCUCGAGUUUGGCAUCCGAGAUUGAAGACUCGUGUUUUGGUGGGUGUUUAUAGUAGUCGUAGACAGGCUGAAUUGGCUUAUAAGAAGAAGAAGGUUCAGUUUCAAAUGAAGUUUAGGUGUAACAAGAGGUUUGCGCCUAAAUGUCAGAAGGUUGAUCGAUCUUUGAGACCUGAAUGUGGGUCUGGAAAGAUGGAUGGAUGCGUGAGCGAUGGGGGUGGUUAUGCUGGGAGAGAAAUUGUUAUUGCGUUGCCUGCUCCUAGAUUGUGUAGUGAAGGUAAAGCUAUGAAUUCAGAGUUUGUUAAGGCAGUAGAUGAUGAAAAUGAAAAUUCUGGAGGUGUGGAGUUGCCUGCUGGUGUUAGAAUGACGAAAUCAGGCAGAUUUGGUGCUCUGAUUUCUGAUCCAGUUUUGGGGACUGGACAUUGGCUGGGUUCUUUUAAAACCCUUGAAGAGGCAGGGAAUGCUGUGAACAGGAAAAUGGCUGAAUUUGAAGAGGCAGGGAAUGCUGUGAACAGGAAAAUGGCUGAAUUUGAAGAGGCAGGGAAUGCUGUCAACAGGAAAAUGGCUGAAUUUGAAGAGGGUUUUAGGUUGAGACGGAGGUCUAAUCCUAUGCGUAAGUGUGUUGAACAAUCUCGAAGACCUAAAUGUGGGUGUGAAAAUACAGAUGAAACCUGUGGUGAAGUUGGAAGAGAGGUUGUUAAUGGUUUGGCUGCUCCUACUAGAUUGACUAGUGAUGGAAAAGCCAUCAGUUUAGAGUUAUUUAAGGCAGUAAAGAGUGAAGAGUCUGACAGGGUUUUGCCUAAAGGUGUUAAGAUGACGAAAUCAGGCAGAUUUGGUGCUCGUGUCACCCAUCCAGUGUUGGGUACUGAACUUUGGUUGGGUUCUUAUUUUACCCUUGAAGAGGCUGUGAAUUCUCUUAACAGGAAAACUGCCGAGUUUGAGAAGUGCUUUGAGUCUAGGAAGAGGGUCAGACCUGAUGAUGAAGUUAUUAACUCUCCAAAGAAGACUAAAUAUGGUUUUUCCAACGGUUCUCCCACUUCAAUUUUGGAUUGUGAGAAUGAGAAUAUUGCAACUAUGAAUUCUGAGUUGAAGAAUGAAGUUGCUGACUAUGGGGUAGUUCAUGGUUUGCCUUCUUCAGAUGUUGAACCUGGCAAAGUGAAUGGUGGACAUGUCAAUGCUCUCGAAAGCAAAGCCAGCGUCACUAGUUCUGAGAAUCAGCAGGAACUCGUUUUGCCUCUCAGUUUCGACGAUGCAGUGAGGUUGGGAAUUAUGAACCAAUAUGGACAACUUCUCGGGGAGUAUAGCAAGUAUGAUGAACCAAUGUGGUUAAGCGACCACGAUGAAGGUGAGGAAUCCACAGACUAUAGUUGAAGGUGCUGUAAAUCUUUGCGGCCUGUACUAUUUUACUGUUCUUUUCUUUAACUUGUCUUUCUCCUAGAAUAAACUCUGGAGCCCCCAAUCAGGGAAAAGAAUGUAAGGUGAAUGCCUUGCAGGCGCAGGUGUUUACAGUUUGUGUAAUUGUGUUGGAGACAGAUGUUGGCUUGUCUUGGCUUUUUAGUACUGGCCUUUUAUGUACAUACUUUGCUGAUAUCUGGAGCUUCAGUAAAUAUAGGAAUCGUAGUAUCAUACUGCAAUGUUUUUGUGGUCUCUUUUCAACUUUGUGGUACUUCUAGUUAAUGACAGACAUAAUUCAACUCUGU
This is a messenger RNA of Beta vulgaris subsp. vulgaris (sugar beet), 2501 nucleotides long. RefSeq lists its product as hypothetical. The record is from RefSeq and is a predicted model, not a curated record. The transcript has 2 exons. Gene Ontology annotation, molecular function: DNA-binding transcription factor activity; DNA binding. Gene Ontology annotation, biological process: regulation of DNA-templated transcription. Lineage: Eukaryota; Viridiplantae; Streptophyta; Magnoliopsida; Caryophyllales; Amaranthaceae. Bases 256 to 2172 code for a protein of 638 amino acids.